Molecule: messenger RNA, 1082 nt
Organism: Juglans regia (Persian walnut)
Lineage: Eukaryota; Viridiplantae; Streptophyta; Magnoliopsida; Fagales; Juglandaceae
Product: protein SRG1-like
Exons: 4
Coding region: 27-1082 (351 amino acids)
Source: RefSeq, a predicted model, not a curated record
CUCACCGGCAAUUCAAAGACUGUUUCAUGGCCGGGACUUUGCUUUCUGCUGAGGCUCUGUCGGCACUGCACAAGAGUGUGGAAGAAAUGUCCGUCGACGGCGACUCCCCACCACCACAGUUUAUUGUCAAAGAAAGCAGUAGUAUUGUUUCUACUUAUUCUUCUCCCUCAGUUCCUAUUCCAAUCAUUGACAUAAGCCUCCUCUCCUCACAAGAUUCAGAAGAGCUCCAGAAACUCAGAUCAGCUCUCAGCUCAGGGGGUUGCUUCCAGGCAAUAGGUCAUGGGAUUCCAAAUUCAUUUCUUGACAAGUUCCGAGCGGUUGUAAAGCAGUUCUUUGCACUGCCAUUAGAAGAAAAGCAAAAGUAUUCCCGAGCAGCUGAUGAGGUUGAAGGAUAUGGGCAUGACAUGGUAUUUUCAGAGAAGCAGAUUCUUGACUGGUGUAGUCGCCUAUUUCUUAAAGUCUUCCCGGAAGAUGAAAGAAGGAUGAAUCUUUGGCCACAAACUCCAAAUGACUUCAGGGAGAUGUUAGAUGACUAUGCUUCAAAAAUAAAGGGAAUUACUAAUAUUAUCUUGAAGGCCAUGGCAAAGUCACUGAACUUGGAAGAGAACAGCUUCUUGAGCCAGUGUGGAGACCGACCAAUAAUACAAGCAAGGUUUAAUUUUUAUCCUCCUUGUCCAAGACCAGAUACUGUUCUUGGUGUUAAAGCUCAUGCAGAUGGAUCGUCAAUAACAGUUCUGUUGCAAGAUGAAGAGGUAGAAGGACUUCAAAUUCUCGAAGAUGGAAAAUGGAUUAAGGUUCCUGUAAUUCCUCAUGCUCUCGUUGUAAAUCUUGGUGAACAAAUGCAGAUAAUGAGCAACGGAAUAUUCAAGAGCCCACUGCAUAGGGUACUGACUAACUCCGACAAGCUGAGGAUAUCGGUGGCUCUGUUUAAUUGGCCGGAGCUGGAUAAAGAGAUUGGACCUGUGGAUCAAUUGAUAGACGAGAAAAGGCCUAAGCUAUAUAGAGAUGUGACAAACUUCAAUGUUAUCAACUUAGAAUGUUAUCAGAAAGGGAAAAGAGCAAUUGAGGAGGUAAAAAUUUAA